GGGAGGGGGGGAUGAGGUCGAGAUGGAAGAAAGGAAGUCGGGAUAGGGAGGGGAGGAAGUCGGGAUGGGGAGAUGGUCAGAGGGUCGGGAUGGGAAGGGGGGAAUCGGGAUGGUGAAGGGAGGGGAGGAAGUCGGGACGGGGAGAUGGUCGGAGUGUCGGGAUGGGGAGGGGGGAAAUGGCGAUCGUGAGGAGAAGGAGCGACGAUGUCCGGAUGCGAUGCGGACUGGGCGGAUGGGGAGGGGGAAGUCGGGAUGCGGAGGGGAGGGGGCGACGAAGUUGGGGUGGAGGGUCGGGAUGGGGAGGAGGAAUGCAGAGAAGGGGGGGGCUACGAGGCCGGGAUGGAGGAGGGGAGAAAUCGGAAUGGAGCGACGAGGUCGGGAUGGAGGAGGGGAGGAAUCGGGAUGGGGCAACGAGAUCGGGAUGCGAGGGAGGGGUCCGGUGGUCGGAAUAGGGAGGGGAGGAAGUCGGGUUGGGGAGAUGGUCGGAGGGUCGGGAUGGGGAGGGGGGGAGUCAGGAUGGUGAAGAGAGGGGAGGCUGUCGGAACGGGGAGAUGGUCGGAGUGUUGAGAUGGGGAGAUGAUCGGGGGGUUUGGGAUGGGGAGGGG
Chara braunii is the source of this 605-nucleotide messenger RNA. Lineage: Eukaryota; Viridiplantae; Streptophyta; Charophyceae; Charales; Characeae. The record is from the annotation of a GenBank genome assembly.